Artibeus jamaicensis (Jamaican fruit-eating bat) is the source of this 4531-nucleotide messenger RNA. It is a transcript of the gene TRMT10A, whose product is annotated as tRNA methyltransferase 10A. NCBI's taxonomy places the organism in Eukaryota, Metazoa, Chordata, Mammalia, Chiroptera, Phyllostomidae. The transcript has 8 exons. Gene Ontology annotation, molecular function: tRNA binding. The record is from RefSeq and is a predicted model, not a curated record. Gene Ontology annotation, biological process: tRNA N1-guanine methylation. Bases 133 to 1167 code for a protein of 344 amino acids. Gene Ontology annotation, cellular component: nucleoplasm; cytosol; nucleus.
ACCGCCUGAUGCCUACUUCCGUGCCUCUGGGGGUUGAAGUUUCCGAGGGAGGACUCGUGAAGGGCAUCAAGACCAUUGCAGAAAGACUUCCUUCGCGUUUCCGGACAACUCUUCGGCUUAAGGUAUCAAAUAAUGUCAUCUGAAAUGAUGCCAGCAUUUAUUGAGACCUCUAAUGUUGAAAGAAAGCAAGAUUUAAGUGAAGAUCAAGAGGAGAGCCAGAAGCCAAGAUUUGGUGAAGAGUUUGAACCAAUAUCUAAACGACAAAUGAAGAAGCUAAUGAAACAGAAACAAUGGGAAGAGCAACGAGAACUCCGCAAACAAAAGCGGAAGGAAAAACGCAAGAGAAAACAGUUAGAGCGACAGUGUCAACUGGAAUCAAGCUCAGAUGGAAAUGAUAGAAAACGUGUUCGAAGAGCUGUUGUUCACAGCACACUUCGUCUUAUCAUUGACUGUAGUUUUGACAGCUUGAUGAUAUUAAAGGACAUUAAGAAACUUCAUAAGCAGAUUCAGCGAUGUUAUGCAGAAAAUCGACGAGCACUGCAUCCUGUGCAGUUUUACUUGACGAGCCAUGGAGGCCAGUUGAAAAAGAACAUGGAUGAAAAUGACAAAGGAUGGGUCAACUGGAAGGAUAUCCACAUUAAACCAGAGCACUAUAGUGAAUUUAUGAAGAAAGAAGACCUGAUAUAUCUUACAUCAGAUUCCCCUAAUGUACUGAAGGAAUUAGAUGAAUCAAAGGCUUAUGUGAUUGGAGGAUUAGUAGAUCACAACCAUCACAAGGGACUCACAUAUAAACAAGCAUCAGAUCAUGGAAUUGACCAUGCACAGCUCCCCCUUGGAAAUUUUGUGAAGAUGAAUAGUAGAAAAGUUUUGGCAGUUAAUCAUGUGUUUGAGAUUAUUCUGGAAUACCUGGAAACAAGAGACUGGCAAGAAGCAUUUUUCACUAUCCUACCCCAAAGGAAAGGAGCUGUUCCCACAGACAAAGUGUGUGAAAAUUCUUCGCAUGACCUGAAGUCUACCAGGGUUGAAGGUGGAUUGGACAGUGAUUCCAGUGAGGAAGAAACUAGCAGAAAUGAACUAGAUUCUCCACAUGUAAAAGAAAAGCAGGAUAAAGAAAAUAGCACUGAAUCUAUAGUGAACUCAGUGAACUAUAGUGAACUGAAUCUAUAGUGAACUCAGUUGACAAAGUAACAUCAACUGAGUUUUUGUUUGUUUUCUUCUUUUUUUAAAGGAAAAAUCAGGAGAAAAUGAGGUGCUCCAUAGAAUACUCGAAUUGGAAAAAAAUUUCAUUUUCUCUUGUUGAAUUUUUAAAACUUUCAGAGCUGAUAAAAAGUUCUUGUAAAAAAGCACUUUUUCGUUUUUGCGUAAGAUUUACAUGUGUAAUUUGAAAUACUAGUUUUCUAAGCCUCAAAUAAGAGUUUUUGAGGAUUUUACUUUAAUAGUAAACCUUCAUUCUCUUAUUUACUGGGUUGUAAUCUUCAGAAUGUGCCUUCUGACCCAUUACUUUUAUUAUUUAAUGUUUAUGUCAAUGUCUUCCUGGUUUAUUUCCUACUUAUUUGUAGAGGCAGAUAUUCAUAAAUCUCCUGUAAGUAUACCAAAAUGUUCAGUAUGUGAGAUCCCCUUCUAUUUUCAGAAGACCCCCUUUCAUAUUCAAUAACUUCAAAGGGAUAUAGUGAUUUUAGGAAGAAGUAGCAGAUUGAUAAACUCAGCAGUUUAUUUAUUUGGGACUAUUGACCUGUCUCUCUGUUCCUCCUUUUGAUGCCUUUUUGUGAUUAUUCUAAAGCAAUCACUGACGGGUUAUACUCUUUAAAAUAUUUUCUUUUUUUAAAUAUAUAUUUUUAAAUUCGAAUCAUGGUGGUAAAUUAUUUCAAUUACAAAAUUUAAUUUUUUCAGGCUAGAUUAUUUUAAAAGGCUGUUGAAGAAUCGACAUAAUUUUGUCUUUACCUAAAAAGAAAUAGCUCUCAGAAGUUCUUUUUGUUCCAUAUAUACUUUUAUUUUUUUUAAAUCUGUUCAUUCUUAAAGUUAACUUUAUAUGUGCAUCUGCCUACUAUCAUAUGAGCAAGUUAAUGUAAAUGUUUAGUUCUGUAAAUAACAUAAGUGAAAAUAUGCAUAUACUAUAUAUAUCCAUAUCAUAUAUGAUUCUCAAUGAUACACAGGAUUGAGUUGUCGUAUGUGUGUAUCAUUUGUGUGAAUGGUUAUGUUCAACAACACUAAGGAAUUUGAAUUUCACAAAGUACAAAAUCAAAAAAUAUUUGUAUAAGGAUAUUGGUAAGGUAAUAUGGGGCUAAAUGAGACAUUUUAGUUUCCUACCAGUAACUGUAGAGCAGUAAUGUUUAAAGUAAGCGAUUGUCCUUUGUUACAAUAAUAGUAAGAUUUCAGAAACCUUCACUGAGUGGAUAAAAUGAAGUUUCUGUUCUUUUUACUCACUGCCAUCUUAAGUUAUAUACACAUUUAGUAGAAAGUUUAUUGGAUUUAGUGUUGAUGUUCUUUGCCUUUUUGUUGCUUUAUUCUUGGUAAUCUAUUAUAGUUAUCUAAAGUAAGGUCUGUGAGCAAGCUAUGUAAAUAAAAAGCCCCUGUAAUUCUAGAAGAACAAAGCUUAUGUCUUUAGUUGUAUUUUUCAAAGUUUCAGAUUUUCUAAGUAAAUAGGGUUUAAUUAUACCUUUUACUUAAAUUAUUCCAUAGGGAAUAGGCACAGUUUAGAUUCGAAAGGUGGGGGAAAUCAUUGUAGGUACUAUGAGUUUAAUUUUCCCUAAUUAUAAAAGCCCUAUAUUAGUUUCCGAGGACUACCCUAACAAAUAACCACAAAUUAGGUGGCUUAAAAGCAACAGAAAUUUAUCCUCUUACAGGUUUGGAGGUUAAAAGUCUAAAAUCAAGGUGUAAGGGUCACUGAGAUGAUAUAUAUAAAAGGCGAGAGUUGUCCACAGAGAAAGAACAUGUACAAACAUCAAUUUUAGGAAAGAAAAAAGAGUGUCAGGGAUUAGAAUUAAUGACGGCAGUGGCUUAUAGCUAAUGCUUAUUAAAAUUAUCUGUUAGCAUGGAGAUGUUUAUCUAUUUUCCUAACAUCUUGCCAGACACAGAGAAUAGGUACUUAAGAAAGGUGAAGAAAGGAACCAGUGGCAGAAUCAAAAAAUAAUGCUGUUGGUGGAAAGAAUGAAUACUCCUAAAUCUCAGCACUGCCACUUGUUAGGCGUGUGACUUUGGGCAACUUAUUCCAUUUUUGUGUGUCUCAGUGUCCUCAUUUGUAAAAUGGGAAUGUUAUCCCAUUUGUCCUCUUUCAGGGUUGAGCAAUCAAGAGGUUUGAAAUCUAGCAGCUAACUUGAUAAUACUGUCUUGUAUUGACAUUCCUUUAGUCCUUGCCUGAUUUGCCUUGCUUCUUUCUUACUUUUUGACAUUGCCUGACUGAAAAGUAGUAAUAUGUGUCGUUUCAGGCUCUACUUUUUGAGGAACCCAGGCUUAGAUAAGAUUUUUAAAAUACAUGCCCUGGCUGGUGUGGCUUAGUGCAUUGAGUGCCACCUUCAAACCAAAGGGUUGCCAAUUCGAUUCCUAGUCAGGGCAUGUGCCUGGGUUGCAGGCCAGGACCCCAGUAGGGGGCAUGCAAGAGGCAAGAACACACUGAUGUUUCUUUUCCUCUCUUUCUCCCACCCUUCUGCUCUCUCUAAAAAAUAAGUAAGUAAAAUCUUUUUUAAAAAUGGAAACUUUCUUAAUUACCGGAAUGAAUAAUCAUUAAAUAAGAUAUGGAAAUCACAGAUCAUUUAAUGAAACAUUUUAAAAAGCAGUAAAAACAGAAUGCUAACAUAAAACAAUAAGGUUACUCAGCAAUGUUGAAAUAAAAGAAUACAGAAAGGCAUAUUGGAAUUAAAAAAUAAGUUAUAAUUUUUAUGUUGGAAAAGGUUCAACACAUUACAGAAAAAGGCAUGUUGUAGUGUUCAAGAAGGCAGUCCUUAGUGAAGAUCUGACAGGAAUAUCUAUGCAUCAAGUGGCAUAGUAUUCAAAGUCAUUAAGAAAAGUCUUCAGGAAUGACAUGAAAUAAUAAGGAAUAAUUAGUACAAGGAAACUGAUUCAUGCUUUCUAACCCAUGGCAGCUCAAGUGCACAAAAGAUAAAUACAUGGGAGAUACAAAUGCUGUAAUUAAUAAGACAUAAUUGAUGAUAUAUCAAGUUAUAUAGGCUAAAAGUGGUUUUCCGGUGCUCAAGGAAUGUUCAUAAAUGAAAAUAAGUCCUAAAAGUAGAAAUAAUAUAAGCAACUUCUCUGAUGAUAAAGUAGAAAAUAAAUUCGUGGAACAGGAGAAAGCCUUACCACCUAGAACUUUGUAUUUAGUGUCAGAUGAUCUGUUGUAAAAAGCAGUGUUGAGAUAAAGUUGGUCAUGACAAUUUUACAUUUCUAAACUAGUUUCUCUGUUACUUCAAAAUAUAUGAAUAGAAAUAGAUAAAAUUACACAGACCACAGAGCUACAACAUCUACCAUAAUAGUUGGAAAAAUGUAGUACACCUACAUUAGGUAAGUAGAUAAGAUACAUAAGAUUUGAACAACACGG